Molecule: messenger RNA, 6851 nt
Organism: Cucumis sativus (cucumber)
Lineage: Eukaryota; Viridiplantae; Streptophyta; Magnoliopsida; Cucurbitales; Cucurbitaceae
Exons: 11
Coding region: 377-6514 (2045 amino acids)
Biological process (GO): ribosome biogenesis
Cellular component (GO): nucleolus
Source: RefSeq, a predicted model, not a curated record
CAUUCGUACGCACUCCCUCUCUUUCUCUCGCAAAAACGCUUGCACACGCUCCAGCCGCCGUAAAUUUGAAACUCACUAAACCUUGUAUCACUCCCUCGCGUCCGCCGUGGUCUACUUCGCCGGCGUGAUUCUUCAAAAGAAAUCCUUCACGGCGAGACGGUAACUCUGAAACGCGAAAACCCACAUUCUACUACGGCCGCCGCCGCCAUAGCAUCCGCAAACGGGGUACGGUUCGGUCGUGAGUUAUUGGUCAGUCGUUUGCCUUCGAAAAAACCUUCCAGCCGCCGUCAUUUCCGUGCUUCAUCGGGUGAAUCGAGCAGUGAUUUAGAGGAAGUUGUUAUUGGUUGAGGUAGAGUCUAAAGAGAAGAAUUCAAAAAUGAAGAGUAAAAAGAGGACGCUAAAGAGUCCUAAAGAAACCGUGAGGCCUUCCAAGUCUGCUCGAGUUUUUAUCCCAAUGGAAGUGGAAGUUGUUGAUGAAAUAGAACCGGAGCAAAGAGAAGUGCCUCAAGAGUCUGAAGAAGGUUGUCCAUGGAGGAACUUGGAAUUGAUUUUGCUUCUUCAGAAUAAAGAGAUUGACGAACAAAAGAAGGUCAAAGCAGUGUUCAGCUUUCUAAACUCAAAGUUGAAAGAGAUUGAUAAAUAUUAUGAUACGGUAAAAGUAUCACGCUUGAUAAUUUUUCUCAGUGAUUGGGUUCAGUCAUUGUUGAUUUCUUCUGAAAAGAAAGUAAAGAAUGGUGGUGAGCCAUGCUUAGAUUAUAGAUGCUGGGAGGUUUUUAAAUUUUGUUUGAAAGAAUCAGUGAAAACACACACCACUUUGAACCUCUCAAAAAAUCUUUUGCAUGCCUUUUGUUUUGUUACAAGGCAUGCAAUAUCCUUAUUAGUUGCUUCGUUGAGUUCAAAAGAAGAGUUAUUUGGUGGGGAUUGUUUCAAGUUGUACAAUAUUGUGCUUGACUGUGUUUCUUUAGUCUUUUCAACCCACUUGGGUCUAUCCAAUGAGAGUUUAGAUGCUUGGACUUCUACAAUUGAUGCAGCGCUUGAGUUUCUUCACAUAAUUUAUGUAAAUAGCUUGGAAGGUGGAGAUGUAGGAAUUUUUGCUAUUAAAUUUUCUUGCAUGAUGCUUGAGCCUUUUGGUAAGUUUUUGUGGAUUCACCCUACCAAGAAAACUGGAUUUCACAAUUUUGUCAACAAGCUUUUGGAACCAUUAUUGCAAUUAUUGCGUGACAUAAGCCUUAAACCUGAUAGAUGCAAUCAUUGUUGGACAAGAACAUUGAUGAAGUUGCUUGAAGACGUUUUAUCUCAUGCUUUGUUUCAUACUGUGCACAUCGAUGGAUUUUUGUGCCUACAUGGUUCAGAGAAAGUUAUGAAAUCCCAUGAUGAGAAAUUAGAAGAGUCUAAAGCACAUAUUAGGAGCUACCAUAGACAUUUGUUUGAUAAAUUGCAAAAACUAGUUGCAGGAAAGAAGUUUUUGGCAUUGGGUGCAAUAGGAGAAUUGUUUCAUGUGCUUGUUGUAAGAGUUAAAAAGGUGAGAGGGGCUUCGAUGUUAUUUGAGGACGCCAAACUGAUUAACAAAGUGGGUUGUUUGGGACCUUUGAGGGAUGGUAUAUCAAGUCAUGCAUCUUCUACUCUUCAAGGAAGUGUUGAUGGACUAUCAGAAAAAAGCAAUAUUGAGAGUAAUUUGAGUACAGAAAUAAGGAGGUCUCUUUUUGAGUUUUUUGUACAGAUUUUGGAUCCUUUACUUCAGACCAUAGAACUCAUUAGCUCCGAGAUUCAAGUGGGAUCGACCUUGUCAGAUGUUCAUUGCUUACUCAAAUCAAUAAAUAAUAUACUUGCAAGUUUUAUGAAGGAAAAGGUGUACUUGAGAACUGAGGAUAAUUCUGAAGGAACUUGCCAUAAUUUCUUAAAAAAGGUGUAUGAUACAAUAAUGUUGAUUUCCUCUCAUUUAUUAUUAUUAUCAAGAGAUGAGAUAGAAAACAGUAUAGACCUAGAAGUCUUUGUUUUAGCAGCAAAUGAGAUACUGGUGACUCUUGGUUAUCUUCUGGAAAUUGAAUAUGAUGUGAUUGGGACUGAUUUGGUGAGCUUAUGGACGCUGAUCCUUUCUUACUCUGCUUUUAAUGUUUCUUUUACAAGCACAUCUAAACAACACUUGUUAACAUCCAAGAUUCAAGAGCUUGGAUGUCAACUGGUCGUGUUAUAUGGUCAGCUACGGCAGGUCAACAUCAGUAUUUUUGCUCUAUGUGAAGCUAUGAGGGCAGUGAUAUCAAAUGAAGGUGAAGCUGAAAAAGGAUAUGCUAGCUUUAUGACUUCUUUAGGCCAAGAAGCUUAUGGGAAAUCAGUUGGGAUGUUACUUUCUUCCCAAGAAAUAAAAUUUGCAAUUCAUAAAGCGAUUAAAUAUAUACCUGAAGGGCAAGCUAGCGGAAUUGUUCAGCAGUUAACCGAGGAUGUGGCAAAAACUUUAGGAUGGUUGAAACGGUGUAAUAUGAACUUGAUUAUAAGAAACAAGACAGGGGGAUCCGAAAUGCAAUCUGUGCUUCUUGGGAGAGGGUUAUCUGAAAUAUAUUCUCUGAUGUUGGAUUCACUAAUGAUCACAUCAGGGAAUGCUUCCCAAGUUGGAACUUCGAUUGUGAACUUGGUUUCAGUCAUACGUCCUUGCAUGAGUACAUUAGUUGGACUAGAGUCAGAUGGUGCCAAAGCAUUCUUCGUUGCUGUCAUGGGAAAAACAUGGGAUGAUUUGGUUGCAAAUGAAGAAAAUUGUCUCGGAUUUGGAAUGACUAGUCAUUGGGUCUUUGUUUUCUUCUUUCGCUUGUACAUGUCCUGUCGGAGCCUGUACAGGCAAGUAAUUAGUCUGAUGCCCCCAAGUUUGUCUAGAAAGAUGUCCGCAGCAACUGGAGACUCAUUCAUGGCCUAUUCUGCUUGUGAUUGGAUGCAGAAGACUGAUUGGAGUGAUGAAGGAUAUUUUUCAUGGAUAACUCAAUCUUCAGCUUCUGUUCUUGUUAUUGUUGAAUCAGUUUGUAGUCUUUAUCAUCAAAGCACCAACGUUGGUUGGUACCCUUUAAUUUAUGUCUUGCUUAUCAUGGUUCUUCAGAGGUUAGUGGAUUUGAAUAAGCAAAUAGGUUCUCUGGAGUAUUUGCACCAGAGAAGUGAAAAUUUGAUGCAGGUUGAGGUCCUUAGUGAUGAUGACUUGUCAGUGUUACAGAAAAAGAUAAAAAAGUUUGGAAGGCUUGUCUCUGUUCUGCGAAAAGAAGCAGAAGAUCUUACUGAUUUCAUGAUGGGGCAUUUAUCUUUAGUAGCUAAAGGUCGAGUUUUGAAUUCAACCAAAAGAAAUGCAACUUCAAAUGAUAAAUCUACUGAAAUGCUUAGCGAUAUUGAUGAAUGGGACUUCAGUAUUUAUAAUGUGAAUAAAAGGUCAUUUCCCACAGCUGUUUGGUGGAUUAUUUGCCAGAAUAUUGAUAUUUGGGUGAGUCAUGCUGCUAAAAAGAAGUUAAAAAUGUUUCUUUCUUUCUUACUUCCUACGGCUCUCCACUUCUUAGCAAGCAAUCAUACUAAGAUUGAAACACAACAAACCUACGGAUAUCGGCAGCCAAAGAAAGUGUCUCUGCAACAGAUUUCAUCUGCUGUUCUAAGUGAUCCCAUCUUUUAUGAACGCAGUUUUGUACGCAGGUUUAUGGCAUCAAGGUUUUGUCGUGAGUUGAAGUCUUCAUUAUUAUCGUCGUUUCAUGAUUUGAAUAGAAGUUUGGCUGAUUGGAUGGAGGUGAUAGCCACACUUGAGCAUUUAGCUAUAGGUGUUUGCAGUGGCAAACACACUCCUGAUGAUAGUGCUCUCCUUGCAAACACAGUUAAUCUUUCUUCUGAUAUGUUGCACGCAGAAGAUUGCAAGUUGAAGGGUGAUUCAUCUGAAAGCAAUGUGAGAAUUAGAGAUUGUCAGCAUCUGAUUAAGCUUUUAUGUCUGAUGCCAAUGGGGAAUAUGAGUUCAAAGUCCUUUUCCCUUUAUACUACUCAUGUUCUUGAACUUGAAAGGAUACUGGUGAAUGCUUUAUUAGAUAAUCAGACUGCUCUAUGUUCAAAUAAAUUUGAACUCCUCAAAUUGUUUGCAUCUUGUCGGAAGGCCUUGAAAUAUAUAUUUAGGGCUUACUGUGAGGCUGCUAAUGGACAGAGCUCAUCUGUUCCAAUUCUAUCUGAAAAUCAAUUUCCCUUUUUAUGGCUUUUCAAGUCUUUGUCACUUGUUAAUCAAAUUCAAGAAGUUUCUCCAGAAGGUACUGACAGACAAAUUAAGGACAUCAUCUUUUCAUUGAUGGAUCAUACAUUAUACUUGUUUUUAACAACUAGCAAAUAUCAAUUUAAGGAGGCUCUCUGCACAAGUGUAAAAGUCAACAAACCCUGCAAGGAGCAACCCCAGGACGUGUGCCAAGAUCUAAAUGAUGGGGAUGAUUUAUGUUUAGAUUCCAUUCACAGUGUAGAAGUAUGCAGUAGUGCCAUUCAAAUGAGCAACAGUCUGAAGGAACAGGUGGAGAGUGAACUUAUCUCUCUGAAGAAGUCUAAUUUUGCAGUUGGAGAUGCUAAAAAUAGAGCCGAUAUUUGUAAAUUUAAUUCUCUAGCUUCUUGCCUUAAUGGAUUUUUAUGGGGCCUAGCAUCUGUUGAUGACCAUACUGAUUUGAGGAAAGGUAACCAUCACAUGAGAUCAAUGAAGUUGAAACGUGAGUAUAGUUCUGAACUGAACAAUUGCAUGAAUGCAAUUUCAGAAUUAUUAGGCCUCAUCUUGGAAAUGUUUCUUGAUAGAGAUAGUCAAUUGCCGAAAAACUUGUGUGAUUAUCAAGCAUUUCAAGACCUAGAAUCUUCUUAUUGUGAUGAUGACAGUGAAAAUGUUAGCAAAAAAAGGAAAAGGUUGAAAUUGGAAAAUAAAAGCAGUUUUGCUUCUAUUCUCAACGAUGCUAAGUCAAUUGAGAUGCAACUCUUGAACCAACCCUUUUUGCGAGGUCUGCUGCAAGGUUCCUACCCUGAAGUUAAUUUUGCUCUUAAGCAGCUAUUUCUUGCUGCUUCAAGAAUUCUGAGAUUGCAUAAGCAAUAUGAUACAACUCCUUUGUCGUCGAGUUCUAUGACCAUCCUAAUUGGCAUUUCCAGAUUCUUGUUGCUUGAAUUUGUGGAUAUGGUUGAUGUGCCACAACCAUUUUUGCUUGCAUGCUUCGAUGGUGUUCUAAAGUAUUUGGAGGAAUUAGGCCAUCUGUUUCGUUUUGCUGAUCCUGUGCAGUCCCGGAAUCUAUAUUCUGAACUUAUAAAUCUACAUUUGCAAGCUGUAGGAAAGUGCAUUUGUCUACAGGGAAAAAGAGCUACAUUAGCAUCCCAUGAGACGGAGUCCACUACAAAGACUCUUGAUGGAGGAUUUUUUAAAGAAUCAUCUUUUCCUGGAGUCUACUGCAUGGAUGAAUUUAAAGCUUCAUUGAGAAUGUCAUUCAAAGUGUUCAUAAGGGAAGCCACGGAGUUGCAUCUCUUAUCUGCAGUUCAGGCUAUAGAGAGAGCUCUAGUUGGAGUGCAGGAAGGUUGUACAACGAUAUAUGGAUUAUAUUCCGGAAGUGAAGAUGGGGGAAAGUGUUCCUCUAUUGUUGCAGCUGGUGUUGAAUGCUUGGAUUUGGUACUUGAAAUUUUUUCAGGACGUAAAUGCAUGGGUGUGAUUAAAAGACACAUUGAGAGUUUAACUGCUGGUCUGUUGAGCAUAGUUCUACACUUGCAAAGUCCCCAAAUUUUCUAUAGAAUGAUUGCCAUGAAAGAUAGAAGUGAUCCAGAUCCGGGAUCAGUCAUUCUUAUGUCUAUUGAAGUUCUUACAAGAGUUUCAGGGAAGCACGCUCUUUUCCAAAUGAACGUUUGGCAAGUUUCGCAGUGUUUACGAAUUCCUGCUGCACUUUUCGAAAAUUUCUCUCUUAAGCUCCCAGGAAUUGCCACUGAAUCAGAAUGCUCGUUGAUCUCAGCUCAGGAAACCUCCAGUGUAGUUGUAACCACGAGUAGUUCUACUAUAGACAAACAAUUCACAAUAGAUCUUUUUGCUGCCUGCUGCCGCUUAUUAUACACUAUAAUCAAGCAUCGUAAAAGUGAGUGCAAGCGUUCCAUUGCUCAACUACAGGCAUCAGUGUCUGUUCUUCUUCAGUCCCUUGAAAGUGUAGAUCCAGACCCAAAAUCUAUGGGUGGUUACUUUUCAUGGAAAGUAGAAGAGGGAGUAAAGUGCGCAUCUUUCCUCCGAAGGAUCUAUGAAGAGAUAAGACAACAACGGGAUAUUGUAGAGCGACACUGCGCCCUAUUUCUUUCGGAUUACAUUUGGUUUUACUCGGGACACGGCCCCUUAAAAUCUGGGAUUAGAAGGGAAAUCGACGAUGCAUUGAGGCCUGGUGUCUAUGCUCUUAUAGAUGCUUGUUCAGCUGAGGAUCUUCAAUAUCUUCACACUGUAUUUGGCGAAGGUCCGUGUAGAAACACUUUGGCAACUUUGCAGCAGGAUUACAAACAAUUUUUCCAAUAUGAAGGAAAAGUAUGAUUCUAAUAUAAUACAGAAAUAACUCUUUUAUAUCUUCAUGAGAAACGAGAGAUCUUCUCCAUAUCAUGCCACAAAAGAACCGCAAAGGGAGUGGCUGUUUGAUCGGAUUACAUUGCCUAACACAGAAUUCUGAGGUAAAGUUAAUGUACAACACACAGAAUGUCUUAACCAUGGCUGAACAUUUGUGUAAAUAAAUUUUAAAAAGGGUCAGUUUUCCUUGUCCUUUUGUCCAGUAAUGUAAUCUAUUUUAUGAUAUUUUUACAUUGUAUAUUACAUAGCAGUUUUUACUGCAAUUUUGUCUAAUUAUAAUUUAUAUACCUCUUUGAGUUUGCCAUCA